Molecule: messenger RNA, 1201 nt
Organism: Acanthisitta chloris (rifleman)
Lineage: Eukaryota; Metazoa; Chordata; Aves; Passeriformes; Acanthisittidae
Gene: PLEKHA3
Product: pleckstrin homology domain containing, family A (phosphoinositide binding specific) member 3
Exons: 7
Coding region: 92-859 (255 amino acids)
Biological process (GO): retrograde transport, endosome to Golgi; receptor recycling; endosome organization
Cellular component (GO): early endosome; recycling endosome; trans-Golgi network
Source: RefSeq, a predicted model, not a curated record
GCAGCCUCGGUGGUUUGUUUUAGACAAUGGGAUAUUGUCAUACUAUGAUUCACAGGAUGAUGUUUGCAAAGGCAGCAAAGGAAGUAUAAAGAUGGCUGUGUGUGAAAUAAAAGUUCAUGCAACAGACAAUACGAGAAUGGAGCUAAUCAUCCCAGGGGAGCAGCAUUUCUAUAUGAAAGCAGUUAAUGCAGCUGAAAGGCAAAGGUGGCUGGUAGCACUGGGGAGUGCGAAAGCCUGUUUAGCAGAUACCAGAACAAAAAAAGAAAAAGAAAUAAGUGAGACCAGUGAAUCUCUUAAAACCAAAAUGUCUGAACUUCGUCUCUACUGUGAUCUUCUGAUGCAGCAAGUUCAUACAAUACAAGAGUUUGUUCAUCAUGAUGAGACUCGCUCUCCUCCCAGCAUUGAGAACAUGAACGAAGCCUCCUCCUUGCUUAGUGCCACAUGUAAUACAUUUAUCUCAACACUUGAAGAAUGUGUGAAGAUCGCUAAUGCCAAGUUUAAGCCAGAAAUGUUCCAGCUGCCUCAGCCUGAUCCCUUAGUUUCUCCUGUGUCGCCAUCACCUGUCCAAAUGAUGAAGCGUUCCAUUAGCCACCCUGGUCCUUGCUAUUCAGAACGGAUUAAUCACCCUGUAAAAGAACCAGGUUCAUCCCUUCACCGAUUUUCACAGCGGCGCCGAAGAACAUAUUCAGAUACAGAAUCUUACAGUGAUACUCCCUCUGAAGAUUCCCAGAAAUCUGCUCACUGUUCUAGAAGUGCUGUCAAUGGAGAUGUGGUAUCAUCAACCAUUCCUGAAGAAAAUAAAUCCUUGUCAAAGGAAAGAUCUGAUCUGGAAGAGACUCUUUCAUCCUUUUCUUCCUGAAGCAACUGAAAGUAUUCAAUUUUCUAUAAAUAAUGCUAUGCAAAAGCUGCUGUAUUAUACUGUUGUUAUAGGAAGUAGUCAUUUCCCUUUUUGGAAGGAUUUCUCUGCACUUUAUAGAAUAACAUAAAAACUAUCUUUGAAGUGUAUUUUAUCUUUAUAUAGUUUAUUUGCAAGAGUAUUUUCCUAAUAUUUCACAGUUUGAAUGUGCGUUUUUUUGGAACAAACGAUGGCUUUAACAGAUAAACAUCCACAUUUGUAAAUGUAGCUCUUUUUAAAAAGUGUAAGGUCUGACUGAUUUGUUAGUAAACAUUCAUUAUAAACUUCAGCAAAAAGUUUUCAUUU